Messenger RNA from Trichosurus vulpecula (common brushtail), 8172 nucleotides. RefSeq names its product thyroglobulin (gene TG). The record is from RefSeq and is a predicted model, not a curated record. Lineage: Eukaryota; Metazoa; Chordata; Mammalia; Diprotodontia; Phalangeridae. Gene Ontology annotation, biological process: thyroid hormone generation.
AUGGCAAGGCUGCUCCUGGGCAGCCUGCUGUGUCUUGCCAGCACAGCAUUAGGCAAUAUCUUUGAAUAUGAAGUAGAUUCCCAGCCCUUACGCCCUUGUGAACUUCAGAGGGAGCAAGCAUUCCUGAAGAAAGAAGACUACAUCCCUCAAUGCUUAGCAGAUGGCAGAUUCCGGAAUGUACAAUGCAGCAACAACGGUCUUUCAUGCUGGUGUGUGGAUGCAGAAGGAAAAGAAGUACCAGGCAGUAAGCAGGCAGGAUUGCCAGCCGCCUGUCUAUCCUUUUGCCAGCUCCAGAAACAGCAGAUCUUGGUAAGCGGCUACAUCAAUAGCACCGCCACCUCCUACCUCCCUCAGUGUCAAGAUUCAGGAGAAUAUGAGCUGGCGCAGUGUGAUCUGGGCAUGGUACAGUGCUGGUGUGUGGAUUCGGAAGGAAUGGAAGUGUAUGGGACCCGGCAGAGGGGAAGGCCAACAAGAUGCCCAAGGAGCUGUGAGAUCAGAAAUCGCCGCAUCCUUCAUGGUGUGGGAGAAAAGUCACCCCCUCAAUGUUCAUCUGAUGGAGAGUUUAUGCCAGUCCAGUGCAAAUUUGUCAACACUACAGAUAUGAUGGUUUUUGACCUAGUUCAUAGCUACAACAGGUUCCCAGAGGCAUUUUGGACAUUCAGUUCCUUCAGAAGCAGAUUUCCAGAAGUUUCUGGGUAUUGUCACUGUGCUGAUAGUCAGGGACGGGAACUGGCAGAGACAGGAUUAGAGUUACUGCUGGAUGAAGUUUAUGACACCAUUUUUGCUGGUCUGGAUCCUGCUUCCACCUUCACAGAAACCACCCUGAACCGGAUACUUCAGAGACGGUUUCUAGCAGUUCAGUUAGUCAUCUCCGGAAGAUUUCGAUGUCCAACAAAGUGUGAGAUUGAGAGGCUGGCAGCAACUAGCUUUGGGCAUGCUUAUAUUCCAUCCUGCAAGGACAAUGGAGACUACCAGCCAGUGCAGUGCCAACAGGGAGGACUAUGCUGGUGUGCAGAUGCCAAUGGGAAAGAAAUCUAUGGGACUCGACAGCAGGGGAAGUUACCAUCCUGUGGUGCAGAAGGAUCCUGUGUCUCAGAGAGGCAGCAGGCUUUGUCCAAGCUCUUCUUUGGGCCUGGUGGACACUUCAGCCAACACAGUUUAUUCUUUGUUCCAGAAGAAAGACAAGAACCUCAGAAAGUCGCUAGGUUUGGCAAGUCCUGCCCACCUUCUUUCAAAGAGCUAUUUGUGGACUCUGGGGUGUUGCUCCCUCUCAUUGAAAGGGGAGGUGCUAAGCAGCUCUUCUCCUUGGAAACUGUCUUCAGCGAAGCCAUCGGAGCAAUAUUUCCCUCCAGGGACUUAGCUCUACUUGCCCUUCAGUUCACCACUGACCCAAAGCGACUCCAACAGAACCUUUUUGGAGGGAAAUUCUUGGAGAACAUAAGCCGAUUUAACUUAUCUGGGGCCAUUGGUGCAAAGAGCACAUUCAACUUUGCCCAAUUUUUUCAGCAAAUUGGCCUAGAAGAAAUCAAGAACAAAGGAGAUAUAGUUGAACUGACCAAACAGCUAUCAGUUGGCCAAGAUUCUCUCCGUGAUGAAGAGGUCCCCAUAGAUUCAAAGAAAAGGCUGAAUCUGAAUCAACCAAUUGUAGGCAGCUUUGGCCAGAAGAUUAAUUUACAGGAAAACCAAAACAAGUUAAAAUUCCUUGCCUCUGUUCUGGAGCUGCCAGAGUUUCUUCUUUUCUUGAAGAGUAUGAUUUCAGUCCCAGAGACCAUAGCCAGAAGUCUAGGUGAUAUCGUGAAAAUGGCCCUCAACUCCCAGGCCUGUGAACAGCCGUCCAGUGAGCUGUUUGUUCCCACAUGCACUGAAGCGGGGAGUUAUGACCAAGUCCAGUGCUUUGCUGGAGAGUGCUGGUGUGUGGAUCCCCGGGGCAGGGAGCUCCCAGCUACAAGGAUUCGAGGCCAACGCCCCCGGUGUCCCACUGAAUGUGAGAAACAAAGGGAGCAGGCACAAGUUUUGAUGAGAGGCCUGCCUGCGGGGGCAAGUCUUCCUGUCCCUUCCUGUUCAAGUGAUGGAAGUUUCCUGCCGGUCCAGUGUUCUGAUUCGGGUUGUUACUGUGUUAAUUCUGAGGGUCGAGCCAUUCCUAGAACUGAAACAGUGAAUGGAGAACCGGAGCAAUGUCCAACUCCUUGUCAGUUGGCUGCUGAACAAAUGUUUUUACAGACAGUCCAAGUCCUUCUGGAUGAGCCCAGCCUGUUGUCCCAGCUCUCUGACAUCUAUAUCCCACAGUGUAAUUCCAAAGGCCAAUGGAAAAGGGUGCAAUGCAAUGGGCCCCCUGAGCAAGCCUUCAAGUGGUACCAGCGGUGGAUCACCCAAAACAAUGGCGGCCAAGAUCUGCCCCCCUCUGAGCUCAUCCAAAGGAUAGUGAGCUACAGAGAAGCAUCGGAGACCUUUAGCAACUAUAUCAAAAAACUAUACGAGGCUGGCCAACAGAAUAUCUUCCCCCUGCUUAGUGGCUACUCUUCCUUCCAAGCUGUGCCGAUUGAAGUGUUGGAAGGCAAUGUGACAGUGUCUGGAGACGACAUUCUUUUUGACCCGUUCACAUUCUGGCAACUCCUGACUGGACGACUCAGUUAUUAUCCCGGCCGCUACACUGAUUUCAGCUCCCCCUUGGACCAUUUUGAACUUAGAAGUUGUUGGUGUGUCGAUGAGAAUGGGCAAGAACUAAAAGGAACACAAGUUGAACCCAACAAAGUCCCUGCGUGUCCUGGUGCAUGUGAGGAGGUGAGACUCCAAGUUGUUCAGUUCAUUGAGGAAGCAGAAGAAGUCAUCAGGGCUUCCAACAGCUCCCAGUUUGCCCUGGGAGAGAGUUUUCUGAUGGCUAAGGGAAUCCUGCUGAGUGAUGAAGAGAUCUCCCGUCCUCUCUCCUUCCCAUCUGGGGACACGUUCUCAAACAAGCUGUUCCGUGGGAUCGAUUAUGCCCUUCGAAUAGCAGCACAGUCUACUUUGUCCUUCUAUCAGAGAAGCUACUCUGCUCUGGGAAACCCUGUGAAAGAAGCUACUCUCCUGGGAUAUCAUCCAUAUGUCCCACAGUGUGAUGGGCUGGGUAACUGGGAACCACUCCAGUGUUCUGAAAGUACCGGGCACUGCUGGUGUGUGGAUGAGAAGGGCCAAUAUGUGGCAGACUCCUUGGCUGCUCGCUCUGCAAGAUUGCCACAGUGUCCCUCAGCAUGUGAGAAGUCUCGGACCAAUGGAUUGCUUUCCGGCUGGGAACAAGGGGCCACUGAAGGCAGUGCUUCUCCAGGAGACCUAUUCACUCCAUCCUGCCUGGAGACAGGAGAAUACAACCAGCUACAGAAAUCAGACAGCAAUACUUGGUGUGUGAAUCCAGCAUCUGGGGAGGGCAUACAAUCUGGUCAACUCACUUCUAACAACAGCAUCCAAUGUCCUAGCAUUUGUACCACAUUAAUGGAAAAAGCCACUUUGAGGGAAGCUGGCAAUGGAUACAUCCCCACUUGUGUAGAAAAUGAUGGACGUUUCUCACCAGUGCAGUGUGACCAGGAUCAGGAGAGCUGCUGGUGUGUGUUGGAGAAUGGUGAGGAGGUUCCAGGAACACGAGUCACUGGAGGCCGACCCUCAUGUGAACGUCCUCAGUGUCCACUGCCCUUUAAAGCCUCUGAUGUAGUCCAUGGAGCAGUUCUUUGUGAGAAGGGGACAGACCAAGGACAGGCUGUUCAGCAAUGCCAGAUUAUGUGUCGCCAGGGCUAUCAAAAUGCUUUGCCCCGGGGGCCAUUUAUAUGCAAUAUAGAGAAUCAGCGCUGGAUUUCAGAGCCUCCUCUGCCCCAGGCUUGUCAGAAACUCCAGUUGUUGCAGACCGUGCAAACCCAAGUACAAUUCCAUCUUCAGCUUCCCCCUGGGAAGAAGUGCAGCGCUGACUACUCUGGCUUACUCCAGGCUUUCCAGAGUUUCAUCCUGGAUGAGCUAAAGGCCCGUGGCUUCUGUCAGAUUCAGGUGAAGACUUUUGGGAGUACCGCCUAUUUUCCUGUCUGUGAUGAUGCUACAGUGCAGGUGGAGUGUCUGACUGUGGAACGCCUCGGAGUGAAUGUUACUUGGAGAUCCCAGCUAAAGGACAUCUCAGCAACCUCUCUUCCUGACUUCCAUGAUAUCGAAAAUGCCUUCAUGGGAAAUGACCUCGUUGGACGCUUUGUAAAGCUAAUCCAGAAUGGUGGUUUCCAGCUUCAUUUAGAUUCCAAGACCUUCCCAGCAGACACUACUAUACAAUUCCUCCGAGGCGAUUACUUUGACAUGUCUCCAAGUGUGCAGUUUGGAUGCAAGAAAGGAUUCCAGAAGUACUCUCCACCAGGCAGAACAGUCCUGUAUUCACCUGGAUGUGUUGUUUGCCCUGAAGGCAGCUACUUUCUGGGUGAAGAAUGUGUUCCCUGUUCUCUCGGAUUCUACCAAGAGCAGCCAGGCAGCUUGGCCUGUGUCCGCUGUCCUGCAGGCAGAUCUACCAUUUCAACCGGAGCUUUCAGCCAAAGUCACUGUGUUACUGAUUGUCAGAGAAAUGAGCUGGGCCUGAAGUGCGAUGAUGAUGGUGGAUACAUUCCUAGUCAGAAAGACCUGAGUGACGGGAGAUCCUUCUGCGUGGACAGCCUUGGAAAGAUGUUGGCUUGGACACAGACAGAUGGUCCUUUGACCAACUCCCAGUGCCUAAUGCUCCGGAAUUUUGAGCGAGCCCCAGAAUAUAAGGUUAUCUUCAAUGCCAAUGAUACUAUGGUGGUUCAAUCUAAAACCAUGAAAGGAGAGUUUCCACUGAUACAGUGCCUCUCAGACUGCUCUAUUGAUGAGGCUUGCACCUUCCUCACAGUGGCUGGGACUGGAUCUGAUGCCGUAUGUGAUUUCUACACUGGCACAUAUGUCAACAUUGAUUGUGUGGCUUCCAGUCAGGAACAAGAUGCUCUGGGAAACACUGCUGCCACCAGUUUUGAACAGCUGAAUUGUCUUCUUAAAGUGAAGAACGAUGAUAAAGCAUCUGUGACUGUAUAUUUGAAAAAAGGGUAUGAAUUCACCACAUCUGGUCAGAAAACAUAUGAGAAAAUGGAUUUCCAGAAUACUCUCUCAGGAGUCUACCAGUCCAUCAUGUUCUCAGCUGAUGGAGCGAAUCUGACAGACACUCAUCUCUACUGCCGCCUGGCCUGUGAUAGAGAACCCUGCUGUGAUGGCUUCAUCCUCAGUCAGACUUUGCUCGGAGGAGGUACGAUCCUUUGCAACCUGAUGAGCUCCCCCGAUGUCCUGCUCUGCAAUAAAAAUGACUGGAGGCCAUCUUCAGAGGUCCAGAGCUAUGGCAAAUGUGAUAAUGUGAAGUAUGACCCAAGGAAGAAGCAGUUUAUAUUGAGCCUGGGAGGCCAAGAGUUCACAGGAAAUUCAACAAUGGAACUUUUCUCCCAAGUGAACACAGAGCUUGUUCUCAUAGAUGGAAACAGGACUGUGCCCAGUCAGCAGUACCGGCUCUUCAAGCUGCAGUAUUCAGCCCAGCAGGCAAAGCUGUGGUGUCUCUAUCGCUGCGCUCAAGAGAACACUUUCUGUCAGCUGGCGGAGGUACGGAACACCAGCAGCGGGGAUUUCACCUGCACACUCUUCCCAGAAGCUCAGACGUGUGACAAUUCUCUUACAUUCACACCUGAGAGCUGCACUUUUGUCUUUCCUUACAGGCCACAGACCCUUUUUCACAAAAAAGUUGUCUUGGGAGACAGAGUGAAGGCGUUUUACAAUCGCCUGCCAUUCCAAGUACUGAGGGGGAUUUCUGUACGAAGCAAAGUGUCUAUGACAAGAAAACCUGUUUCCAGUGGGUUCUUUGAAUGUGAACGCAGGUGUGAUGCUGAUCCCUGCUGCAAAGGCUUUGGUUUCCUCAACGUUUCCCAGACAGAAGGUGGAGAGGUGAUGUGCCUGACUCUGGGCAAUCUAGGCUUCCAGACAUGCAGUGAAGAAACCAAAGGCCUCUGGCGGGUUUUGGACUGUAGCUCUCCAGAUACUGAAACCAGAACGUAUCCGUUUGGCUGGUACCAGAACCCAGUGGUUCAGAAUGAUGCUCCCACUAUGUGCCCAUCUGCUCUUCUGCCUCCUCUCCUAGACAAAGUCUCUUUGGACUCGUGGCAAUCCUUGGACGUCUCUUCAGCUCUCAUUGAUUCAUCCAUCAUGAACUUCGACAUAGCCCACAUCAGCAUCGAUGCUUCCAGCAACUUUUCAGCUUCCAGAGACCUCUGCCUGUCAGAAUGUUACCGGAAGCCAGCCUGCCACAUCACAACCCUGGAGGUCCGGCCUGCAUCUGUCCGGUGUGUGUUCUAUCCAGAUACCCAGAGCUGCACGCACAGCCUACAGGGCCACAGUUGCCGGCUCUUGCUCCGGGAGGAGGCCACCUAUAUUUAUAGGAAGAAAGGUAUCUCCAUGCUUAACUAUACUACAGACCCAGCCACAGUGUUCAUUGCCACCCAGGGGACUCUGAAGGGCAGAUCUGAAGCGAUUCAAGUGGGUGCCGAGUGGAAAAGAAUUGUCCAGUUCUUUGGAGUUCCAUAUGCGACCCCACCACUGGGACAAAAGCGAUUCCGCGCACCAGAGACAUAUAACUGGACUGGUUCUUGGGAGGCCACUGUGCCACGGGCCAACUGUUGGCAGCCUGGAUUUGGAAAGGCCUCAUCUCCUACUGUCAGUGAAGACUGUUUGUACCUGAAUGUGUUUGUCCCUCAAAACCUUAGCCAGAAUGCAUCAGUGCUAGUGUUCUUCCACAAUACUGGUGAAUAUAGGGGGAGAAAGGAGCAGCUAGACCUGGAAGGAUCAUUUCUUGCUGCAGUUGGAGAUAUCAUUGUGGUCACUGCAAGCUACCGAGUUGGUAUCUUUGGCUUCCUGAGCACUGGGUCUAAUGAGGCCCCUGGAAACUGGGGCCUGUUGGAUCAGGUAGCAGCUCUGAAAUGGGUACAGGAUCACAUCUCCAGCUUUGGUGGAGAUCCCCGUCAAAUGUCUGUGGCAGCAGACCGAGGUGGUGCUGAUAUCACCAGCAUCCACCUUCUGACCACCGCAGCUAAUGCAAGACUUUUCAAAAGAGCAGUACUGAUGGGUGGCUCAGCUCUCUCUCCUGCAGCAGCGAUUAGCCAGAAAAGGGCUCAAGAACAGGCAGCAGCUCUUGCCCAGGAAGUCAGUUGUCCAACCUCUCCUGAUGGUGAUAUGAUGUCCUGCCUCCGCCAGAAACCUGCUGACAUCCUCAAUGAUGCUCAAACCAAGCUCCUGGCAAUAAGUGGCCCAUUUCACUACUGGGGACCAGUGGUUGACGGCAUCUAUCUCCAAGAGACUCCAACCAGAGCAUUGCAGAGAUCUCCGAGGGUGAAAGUAGAUCUGCUCAUUGGAAGCUCUCAAGGAGAUGGGCUGAUCAACAGAGCAAAGGCCAUUAAGAAAUUUGAAGAAAGUCAAGGUAGAACCAGUAGCAAGACAGCCUUUUACCAAGCUCUUCAGAAUUCCCUGGGCGGAGAGAACUCGGACGCCAGCAUCGAAGCAGCAGCGACGUGGUAUUAUUCCCUUGAGCAUUCAACUGAAGAUUAUGCAUCAUUCUCCAGGGCACUGGAAAAUGCUACCCGGGACUAUUUUAUCAACUGUCCCAUUAUUGACAUGGCCAGCCACUGGGCAAGGGAAACCCGAGGGAACACCUAUAUGUACUACGUGCCUGAAACCUACUCUCAGAACAGCAUGGAGUUGCUGGCUGAUGUCCAAUAUGCCUUUGGACUACCCUUCCAUCCUCAGUAUGAACAGCAGUUUACUCUGGAAGAAAAAAGCCUGUCACUGAAAAUAAUGAAAUAUUUUGCCAACUUCAUCAAGACAGGAAAUCCCAAUUAUUCUUAUGACUUCUCGAAGAAGGUACUAGAAACUACAACCUUGUGGCCAGAAUUCCUUCCUCAUGCUAAUGGAGAUAACUAUAAAGAAUUUAGCCCUGGACUCCCGAAUCACCAGGGACUGAAAAAAGCUGAAUGCUCCUUCUGGUCCAAGUACAUCCAGACACUGAAAGCACCUGCAGGUGGAGUGCCAAGUGAACAGCCACUGGUAGCAGAAGAGAAUCUUGGCCUUGGGUCUGUGGGGAUCGAGGCACCACCCAGUAUCCCCGAGCAGGGCCAGAAAAGCUACAGCAAAUGA